This is a messenger RNA of Misgurnus anguillicaudatus (oriental weatherfish), 2260 nucleotides long. The record is from RefSeq and is a predicted model, not a curated record. Lineage: Eukaryota; Metazoa; Chordata; Actinopteri; Cypriniformes; Cobitidae.
CCACCGAUAAACCCACUCAAGAAAGAAGGAACGAAGUCAAACUAAAAUCGCUGCUUGUUUACAUCAGUUGUAUUAUAAUGUGAUUGCUGCUUUUCUCUCUUUAGUGUUUUAUUGAGUUUAAGCGAAGCUUGUAUAGUUUUUACUCAUUCACAGUUUUAGAAGAUGCGAGCAGAAAUCUGAAAAAAAAAGUGUUUAAUUUCUUAACUUACCUGUCAUCUUUUUUUUACUGAAUGUAAAUGUGUUUAAAAAAAGAUGUUGAUGUUAGGAGAUGAGAUGGAUGUGAUGUGCUGUAAAUCAGUAGGAACUGAUCUGUCCAUGCUGGAUAUUGAUGAUUUCAUCACAGAAAUCUCUCAGCUGAAGAAAGAGGUGGCGUUACUGGAGACAAAACUGAGAUUAAGAGGAGAUGAAGGACUGAUGAGAGAGGAUGUGGUUUGUCGUGAAUCUUCAGUGUAUGUGACUGAUACCACACCACAGCCGCUGCUGGACUCUAAACUCUCUGAAGAGAAAUCCAGACACACACAGGACUCAGAUCUCAGUCUGACUUUACUCUGUUAUACUGAGUCAAAGCCCACAGACGCUCAGGACACUACAGUGUGUGACAGUAAACAGAGCUUACAGGAGGAUCAAACCUCCACAGAGUCUCUGGAUUCUGUCUGUAACGCUGGAGAACAGCAGCAGAUCCUGAAGACCAAACUGAAGAUGUGUUCAGUUAAACUCAUCGACUGCAGGAACCUGAUAGAGAUGAGAAGAGAAACCACAGAGGAGGAACAUCACACUGAUGAAGAUGACAAUCAUGAUGAUGAUGAUGAUGAUGAUUUUAAUCCUUCAGAUGAUAACAGUGAUUCAUGUUCUGAUGAAGAAACAAAACAGCGACCGACAGCACAAACUUUUUCCUGCGUCACUUGUGGAAAGACAUUCGGCUCACGGGGACAUUUAGCGAGACAUGAGAGAAAACACACAGAAGAGAAAUUCUUCACCUGUAGGAGAUGUAAGAUCAAAUUUCCUUCCUUACAAGAGAGGAAUCUUCAUUCAAAAGAGCACAAGAAGCAGUUUAACUGUGAACAGUGUGGGAAAAGUUUUUUCAUCUUAUCUCUGCUGAAAAUUCACAUGGAGACACACAGUGAUGAAAAACCUUUUCACUGCAGUGAAUGUGACAAAUAUUAUAAAACCAAAGCAAAUCUUGUUCUUCAUAAGAGAAUUCACACAGGAGAAAAACUGCUCGAGUGUCCUCACUGUGAGAAAAAAUUCAACCACAAAUCUCAUCUGACAUAUCAUAUGGUUUUACACAGUGAUGAGAGACCGUAUCAGUGCAGUAAAUGUGUAAAAACUUUUAAGGAUCCAUGCUCUUUAAAGAAACACCAAAAAACACACAUUGAUGAGAAACCCUUUCAAUGUUCACACUGUGAUAUGCGUUUCCUCCAGAAAGUUCAUCUGAAAUCUCACGAGAGAAUUCACACUGGAGAUAAACCUCACCUCUGCUGUCAAUGUGGAAAGAGAUUUACUCAUCUAAGAACUUUUCAAAUUCAUCAGAGAGUUCACACUGGAGAAAAACCUUAUAGCUGUAAUGUUUGUGGGAAGAAAUUCACUCAACAGGUAAACUUUCUACAGCACCAGACGAUUCAUACUGGAGAACGAGCUUACAAAUGCUCUCAGUGUGAGAAGACGUUUGCUCGAUCAGAUAUCCUGAAGACCCAUCAGAGAGUUCACACUGGAGAGAAACCUUACAACUGCUCCAUCUGUGGAGAGAGAUUUGCUUAUUUAGGAAGUUUAAAGAGUCAUCAGAAGAAACAUGCUGAAAAAGAAACUCUACUGCAAUCAUUGUAACAUUUUAUAUAAUUUUUAUUUAAAAUAUCUGUUAUUUUGUUUAAGGCUGGGCGAUAUUUGUCCAAAUGUAUAUCUCAGUAGUGUUGGGGUAAAUAUCCCAGUAUUCUACAAAGUGGAAUAAAUGUCUUCAAAAAGUCAAAAGCCUGGUGUGAGAUGUUUAAAUCAAUUUGAGUCGGUCAUUAAGGAUUUUCUGAGGUUCUCAUGUAUGAAUAGAAAUAAAUCUCUUGAAUGUUAGGUUGUACUCUUUAAAACUAGGCAGAUUAAUGAUCAAAUGACAGCUUGUAGUUAUAAAUUUACAUUUGUUAUUAUUUUUAAUGUGACUCAUGGAGUUAAAAGAUAACCUGUUUUGACCUGAAUUGUUGUUCAAACCUGUGGAUUUAUGCAGAAUGAGUUUAAAUUUAAAAUAUUUAAUUUUAUUUAAGGGUUACAAUACAAA